This is a messenger RNA of Sinocyclocheilus anshuiensis, 1739 nucleotides long. Its product is annotated as unconventional myosin-XVIIIb-like. NCBI's taxonomy places the organism in Eukaryota, Metazoa, Chordata, Actinopteri, Cypriniformes, Cyprinidae. The record is from RefSeq and is a predicted model, not a curated record. Bases 227 to 784 code for a protein of 185 amino acids. The transcript has 2 exons.
GGGCGAGGGGAGCACAGUGUCCCUUCCCAUCUAUCAGACAACAGGGGCCUCCACGCUACGCCGCAGGUCCUCAGCGCUAUCUCUAGAAGCAGAGGAGGGUCUGGAGGACCUGCCUCGACCUGGCAUACUGAAACCUCCCAGUCCGCACCUGCCUCGUGCCUCCAGCUUCCGCUCCCUAUCCGAGUCAGGCCUAACGUCCUCCACCACCACAACCACCACAGGAAAGAUGAACCGCUUCAGCUCCUGCGACUCCCUCGCAUCCGUGACCUCCACCGCAAGUUCCCGCCGCCACUUGUCCAACCUGGCCAUCCCUGAGGAAGGCGAGGAGGAGCCCAGCUCGAAAGCCAUGCCUCCUCUUGGCACCUAUCAACCAAUCCGACGCCGUCUACUUGGUGGCCUGGUAGCAGAAACAGGAGAGUCGCAAUUGGGGUUGGAACCACUUGUAUUCCAGAAUCGCAGACUCCUCGGGAAUCAAGACAAGGAGAGGGCCGGAGUCGAUGCAAGGGACACCAGCUCAGACAUUCUCCCAGCCAUCCGUCGAGCGCAGUCCACCAGCAGCCUGGCAUCUAGCAGUUCCCGAACGGGCCAGAGACGAGCCCUCAGUGUGCACUUUGGGGAGUUGCCGCCCUCCAGAGCGUCACGUAGGGAGUCCGACUCGGACUCUUCAAGUUCUGGCGGAUCUCAGAAGCGCCGUGGGCCUCAAGGAGAGAGGCUGGAAGCCGAGGGCAGCGAGGACGUCAACUCGGUGAUGAAGAAGUACCUCAAAAAAGCAGAAGUCGACUAGAAGACUCAACGAGGAUAGAUGAAGACAUGGAGAAUUGACUCAGUCCAGAAUGCAUUGAGGCACAUUUAACUGGAAGCACAAAUACACUGAGGAUUUAUUUUGAGCACUGUUUGUACACAAAGAUGUUAAAGUGAACGCAUGAAAUUCCUAAAAUUCUCACUGUAAACAUGCCCUUUAUUCGAGCCGUGCUGAUACCCACGGGUGCUUCAGGUCAGGGAAAUGAAUCUUGACCAGUGAGAGCUCGCUUUCCCUCUCAGCAGUCAGUGCAAAUUUUUUGAACUCCAACAGAUGUAAAUAAAAACGUCGAGCAGAAUCAUUGGUAUUUGCUUCGACCUUUCAAAGGAGAGGAACAGCAUUACAUUCACAGAGGAAAACAACUGAAAUAGAGCCGUUUUACAAAGCAGUGAUUGUGCGUACAAAGCAGAGGCUCUCCAUAAUAAUUGAGACUGACCUGGUUUCUGCAAUCCAAUCAUUAACCUAGACUUAUUUGCCUAGGAAUGGAGUAAAGAAAAUAGUUUGUACUUAAUUGCCAGAGCAGCAUUUGAAGCUGCUAAACACAGUGUCCAAAUGCUUUGUAAUUUAAUGUGCUUGGUAAGCAUAAACAGGCUAAAGGAAUAUUCCAGUUUCAGUUAUACUAAAUUGCAGCAUUUGUGGCAUAAAUGCUGGAUAUCGCAAAGAAUAAUUUUGACUGGCUCUCCUUAAAGUUACAAUGAGGCACUGAAGAUGGAAGUUAAAGAGGCCAGUUUGGGAGGUUAUAAAAAUCAGAAAUGUGAAACUUUUUAAAAGCUCUUCAGUUCUGCUAAAACUGUACUUUUAACUGUAAGGUCAUUCAAUGUGGUCAUUACCAAUAUGCCACAAGUGCUGUAAAUUGAGCUUAACUUUAAAGUUAAGGCUCAAUACAUGAUAGAUCUACUCACUGAAAGCAGCACAUUACAGUGAUUUUACCACAGUAAGA